AUACUGCGAAGCUUAUAAAAACAAAAUACGUUUUACAGCUGACAAAAACUGUCACCGUCAAUUGAGUAGAUGAUGUAGGCAAUCCAUUAUACAGAAUAGGGUAUUGCUGGUUGCCGAUGCAUACCACUAAAAUAAGUUCUACUCACGCAAGAAUAUUGGAUUUCCCGUUUCAUUAUAAUCGUUUAUCGAUUAAAAUCACCUUAAUACUUAUCAGCGUAUCAUUAGAAAUAGCUCCGACUUAUUUUUGAUCAUUCAGUUAAUUUACUGAAGCCGUAAUGAAAAACAUGAGUUACUAGGUUCUUUUCUACUGUGCCUAUCAAUUUUGAGAAUUCUCAUCAGGCAUUAGAGGUCAUCAUUUAAUUAGUGCUGAACUGGCAAAAUGUUAACAAUAACAUUAGCCAUAUUUUCCUGCAUAAUCUCCAUAGACGCGCAAACUUCAAAAUUUGCACCAUAUCCCAUAUAUGAGGAAGUAUAUUAUCCAAGUUUCAACUUUUCUGAUGCAUUUGACUGGAGCCUUUUUAAGACUUAUGCAUUCGCAAAUCAUAGCAACAUAUUAGUUUCUCCCAUCAGUCUGAAAACAGUAUUAGCUCUGUUAUAUCAAGGUACCGGGUCUGGUACGCAAAGAGAAUUCGAGCAGGUUCUGCAUUUUUCGAAUAAAGAUUCCGUACGGGAAUUGUAUAGAGGGAUGCUAGAUUCUUUACAGAAUCCAGAUCUAAGAAGACAACAGACACUUGUAGUGACCACGUCUAUUUUCCUAGAUCAACAUUUCAAAAUAAAACCCUCGUACGACAAUAUUGCGAGAAGAUACUUUAAAACUGAUUUGAUAACAGCAAACUUCUCUAACCAACAAGAGACAAGUAGGCUUAUCAACAAUUGGGUCGAUUUUUAUACAAAUAAGCGAAUACGAAAGAUAGUAGACGCAGAUGAUCUCAAAAAUAGCUUAAUGUUCAUAGCGAACAUCAUCUUUUUCAAAGGGGCAUGGUUACAUCCAUUCCCAAGAAACAAGACUUAUUUAGGAACAUUUUAUCAUUCAAAUAGUUAUAAUAACGUAGGAGAUAUCAAGCAGUUACGAGUACCAUUCAUGAGAACUAAAAAUGUUUUCUAUCAUGGAUGGUCUAAAGAACUCGACUGUCAGAUACUGAGGUUGCCAUACAAGGAUGGACUCUAUUCGAUGUUUGUACUGUUACCAAACACGCUUGGAGGCUUAUCUCAAUUGAUAAGGUCCCUCACCCUGAGCAGUGUGAGUCAGUUGAGAUACACUUUAGAAAAGAAAGUAGUCGACGUUAGCUUACCGAAGUUCAAAGUGAAGUUUAAAACUGGGCUGGCACAAAUACUUAAAGAUUAUGGUCUUAAAGAAAUGUUCGGAAAUACCGCUAAUUUUAGCGGUAUUAGUGGAGAUCACAUUUCAGGGACACAACUAUUAGUAUCUGAUAUUGUACAAACUUCUGGUAUAGAAGUUGAUGAAGAAGGAACUGUGGCUUAUACUGUAACAGACGUGAGUAUUGGGAAUAAAUUCGGAGAAAGCGUGGAAAGAUUCAAUGCUACGCAUCCGUUUAUGUUUUUCAUCGAGGGACCUAGUGGGACUGUACUAUUUAUUGGUAAAUUGGACGAUCCUAUGCCAGAAGUCCUCCCUUUGAGUACCCACCAAGCCUACUUUGAUGCUGCUGAAGCUGAAGUAUCUCCGAAUCGAAUAUCGCCAUUUCCUUUAAGAUCCAAUGUACUAUCCAAGCACAAUUUUUCGGUACUACCAACUGAAGUUCCGAUCUUGCAGCCAAAUCCUUUCCAGGUAGCUGAUACGAACGAUGUUUCUUAUAGAUUCAGCUACUUUGACUUGGAAAUACUCAAUGAGCUCGGAGAUUCAACGAAAAACGUCCUGAUCUCACCAGCUAGCAUUAAGUCCAUUUUUGCCAUAUUGCUGGAAGGUGCGAAGGGACGCACAGCUACAGAAAUCAGUGAGGCACUUAGAAUAAAUAACAAUCAAGAAGGUUUUCAUGAAAUUCUGUACCAUUUGCUGAACGGACUGAAUAUGAAAACACCAGGGGUUACCGUGCAAAAUCGGAACGGCAUAUUCACAUCCAAUAAGGUGAAACUUGUUGACAGUUUCCGUGCAAAUUCGGAAAAAUUCUAUAAAACUGUGUUCAAAACCAUCGAUUUUACAAAUACCAAUAUCGCAGCUGGAACGAUAAACGGUUGGGUAUCAAAUGCCACCAAUGGAGUUAUCAACGAUUUCGUCGCUCCUGAUACUUUGAGACCUGAUACCAAAAUGUUAGUAACAAAUGCGCUCUACUUCAAAGGAAAGUGGAAAACUGCAUUUGAUCCUAAGAACACAUAUCAAAAGUGCUUCAGAACAGACAAUGGAUGUGUCACUACUUCAUUUAUGUCUGUUACUGAAUAUUAUAAUUAUAAUUAUGUCGUCUCCAUACAUGCCCAUGUAGUCGAAAUACCUUACGAGGACAACUUCUCGAUGCUGUUAAUAUUACCAUCAGAAGAAAGAAGUGUAAGAGCUGUGAUAAGAGACUUACAUCAUACCAACCUCCUAGAUAUAAUCAAUUAUUUGAAAUCAACCGAACUUAUACUCGAAAUUCCAAAAUUCAGUUUUGAAUACUCUACUGAUUUAGUGCCACAUCUCAGAGGACUAAAAAUUAGAGAAAUAUUCGGCCAGCAGGCAAACUUGAGCGGCAUUGUCCAAGAUGGCGGAGUGUUCGUGGACAAUGUCAUCCACAAAACAAAGAUAGAAGUAGAUGAAAAAGGAACCGUCGCGGCUGCCGCAACAGGAGCCGUUAUAGUACCUUUGAUUGGUACCUGGUCCUUCGUCGUAGAUAGACCUUUUAUAUUUUUCAUAUAUCAGAAACCCACGCCUAAUAGUAUAAAUAUAGCUUUUGAAGGCAUACUACAACAUCCUUAAAAUAGCUCAGAUAUAAAGCAUCAUUGAGAUGUAGAGUUAAAAGACAACUUUAUUUUUAUAUCCAUUUGAUACUGUUUUAUAGAAAGUUUGAUUUUAAAAUAAAUCCAUAAAACUUA
Acanthoscelides obtectus is the source of this 3021-nucleotide messenger RNA. The record is from the annotation of a GenBank genome assembly. NCBI's taxonomy places the organism in Eukaryota, Metazoa, Arthropoda, Insecta, Coleoptera, Chrysomelidae.